GCAGUUCAGAAGUGUUGUUUGUAAGAAUUCUUUUUCAUUAAAAAUACAUUGUUGUGUUAUUGAUAGGGAAACUGGAAGUAUAAAACUUGUUCCACACCUGUUUAUCAUACAUUGUAUGUGGUGGACUUUGCUCAGUGUAGUCGUGUGCAAUACCUGAAGCAGAGUUCAAAAGUCUCCACUGUUGUUAGAUCUCAAGCUCUCAAGAAGUUGUGUUUCUCGACCAAAAGGCUGGAAAAGAAAAAGAAGGUUCUAAUUGUUUUUUGGGAUAGAUGGAGGGAGGGGGGAGGUUAUCAGUUUAUGAAUGUUCUUUCUGAAAAUAAGUAAGCCUCCAAUACUGAAUGUUUAAGGCAGAAUGUUGGUAAUGCUGUGGUUAUUCGGUGUUGAUUUUUUAAAUGUCAAACUAUUUUCACUUUCUCUUCUUGUUGUGCUAAACUUAACCAUAAUUCUACAUUUUACACAUAGAUCUUAUGGAUAACCUUCACUUGCAUGUCAUAGCUGUGGUCCUUUACUUUAAUCUUCCUGGAUCAGUGGGAACCAAGUCGCAGUGGAUUCUUCCUGCUACACAUCAGCGUUCAGAGUGCCAGUGGGAUGGGCAGUUCCUACUGAAUUGCUCUUUUACCAGAAUAUCUACUAUUCCAGAAGAAAUACCACAAACAGCAGUAACAGUUGAUUUGAGUUACAAUAAUAUUAAAACUUUUGUGUGCUCUGAUGGAAGAAAUGAAGAGUGGAUGCUAAAACACCUGAACCUCAGUAACAACCUGAUUUCUGAACUCACUUUAACUGCUUGUACAAAUUUACCCAUUUUAGAAAUUCUAAACCUCAAUGGUAAUGCCAUCCACACCCUCAUACUGGACAUGCCUUCACCUGCACAUGGGUCUAAAAAGUACAGCAUUGUUGAUCGUCUCCUGCCUGCUUUGAAAGUAUUGUCAGUUGAAAGAAAUAAUCUUAAUGCAGUUCCAAGAGGACUAGGGCUCCUGCAAUCUUUACAAACUGUCUAUAUGUCAUCCAAUGCCAUACAACAGAUUGACCCAAAGGAUUUUCAAAACUGCUCACAGCUGAAGGACAUUGACCUGCGAAACAACAAGAUAACUAAAAUUCAUCCAGAUGCCUUCAGAGAUCUCAACAAAUUACAGGUCGUGGAUCUCCGUGAAAAUGCUCUGACAAUCCCUCUACCACAGAUACUUGUCAGUUUGAACUUUUUUCAACUUGAAGUGUAUUUGUCAAAUAAUGCCUGGAUAUUUAACUGCAGGCUAAAUGCUUUUAAACACUUUCAUUUUGUCUUUGACUCCACAAGGAAAAAAUUGAGCCUUUCAUACAAAAAGUCUGCCAACAACUCCCAGAAACCUCUGCUGUAUCUUUCAAGUUUCCAUUUAAACUGCAGGGACAAUGUUUUGCUCAAAAGGGCCACAGUCCCAACAGGGAACACAUCAGUGCUGACCUGUAACUUGGACAACAUAAGGGGCAAUGGAGUCUCUUGGUGGACACCUAAGGGCAGAAUUUCAAAAAAUCACAGUCUUCCUGAUAUGACACUGGAUAAAAUGAAUAAUUUAGUGAUAUACAAUGCUGAGAAAACUGCUGAAGGAUUAUAUUUGUGUCUUUUUGAUACAAAAAAAGAGAAAUAUCUCAUUUACAAUAUAGAGGUGAAAGAAGGAGUUUCAGCAUAUUUGGUUAGAAAAGCCAGGGACACUAACACUGUUUUUAGACAGAACAAAACAGAGCCAAACUUUGCACUGGCUGUCUCCCUCUCUGUGGUCAUCACAUUUGUUUGUGCUUUUUGUCUGGGUGCUUUUGCUAGACCCUACCUGGAGAGCCUGUGGAGACUCAUGCACAGGAAGAAAAAUUCAGCUUCAGAACACACAUAUUCUAAUCAAGCUUUUUCAGAUGAAACCUUGAGCAGGGAGCCUUCUACAAGCAAACCAACAAAUACCCAGCAUGAUACAUUAUUUUGUGCUAAUAAUUCUUUAAGAAACACACAGAUUUUUCCUACAGAAACUUCUAUUGCAUAUGAAAAUGUCACUGGCAGAGGUCUACGUUCAGCAAACCCCAAAGCACAGUACCAGAAACAAAGCAAUACUGAGAUCAACAUGAAGAAAAUACCAGUGUUUUCAAAAGCCCUAACUAGUAUUGAUGAUAAUGAAAGUACAAAUGUUUAUGAUACUGGACUAUUUUUUGUAAGGACAGACUACCAGAACAGCAAUGAAGUAACACCAAAAAGCAAAGUAAGAAACAACUCUGGCCUGCUGCAGUCUGAGAUCACAAAAGUGACACCAGAUUCUCCAAAAAGAAAAGGUAUUGUUUCACAUAAUGAACCCAGGCACACUAGAAAAUUUAUGCAGGGAAGGCAAAACUGUGAAAAACAACUUGGUCUAAAUGGCAACAAAAAUAUACCUAGUGAUGCUGGAGAUUUUAUUUCACCCGGUAGCUCCAGAAGAGAUGCAGAUAUUCAGAAUUUAAGCAUCUAUGAAACAAUAGAAAACUCUCCCCUUACACAGCACAACUAUGAAAGGAUACAUUCAUAUAAAAAAGAUGCUUCAGCUGAUAUAUUUGGUGACAGUUCUUCAUCUGAAGGGAUUCCAUUCACAAUGAGUGACUCUGGUUCUUUAGCAGCCUUUGAACUGGAACAAUCUGACGUUAGUGACAGCCUUCCAGCCUAUCAGUCAUCGCUAGAUGAAGCCAAUACAGACAGUGGAACUGAGAAGUUCGCAACACCGCCAGAGUCUCCAAAUAUCACUCCUGAACUUCAGCAGAUUGGGAACAAUGAAGAUGAGCACAGUGCCUAUUUUGAAACCACUAUUACUUAUGGAUCAGAUACCACCAGGCGUGAAACAGCAUCCCCUUACGUUGAUAAAUCCAGUGGCCAUGUAAGCGUGUCAGAUCCAGAUACAGUUAGCUCUUCAGGUCAAGAAAUUCCAGAUACGUCUGAUUAUUUUGCUAAUGCAGAAUCAACAGUACAAAACUCUCUUUCUGAUUCUCUCUACAGUCAAAGUACAGAUUGUGGUAACUCAGUACUUAAGUUAGAACAUUUUCCCACAUAUAACACAGAGAAAACUUCUGAAGAGGAUGAACUGCAGCUGUCUCCGCUUCCCAGAGAACCACAGCAUUCCCUCAGCUUCAGGCAAACGGAACAAAAAGAAAAUGCACCAGAAGAAAGUACAGAUGAGCACACAGGCAGGAACUCCCCGGAAAAGAAUCAUGGUGAAGCAGACAUUACAUUAGGAAGAAACAUGAGUACAUCUGAGGACAAUGGCUUUAUUUUUGCUCCCACUGAUACUGGUUUGAGUGAAGUUGUAAAAAAUCCAUCACUGCUGCAUUCCAGCAAUGAAUCAUCUCUUCAAUUGCUGCCUGAACACACAGCUGAAAAACAUUUCAUGUUUGUUACACAGCAAGAUGACUUGCUACCACAGGGGAAGCAGGCUUGUGCAGAUAAAAUGCAAGAAGGUUCUGAUGAGAAAAAUUCUGAUGAAUUAACAGAAUUACAGGAUACCAGCAAUUGCAGUCUGCCUGAAGAAACGCAGUCUUGUAAUCCUACACCAGUUCUGCUGCAUCUGGAUAGUUCUGGGAAAACACAGUCAGAAUUCACAAAAGAUGAUUGCUUCCAACAGGAUCAGAGUGAUGAGGAUGCAUAUUCCUUCUCAAUCCCACAAGGUUUUUUCGAUGAAAGCACACCAGACAGUUCAUGUUCCUUCCCACAAAAGCCUAUAGGAAAUACAAUCUCUGAAAGCACUGAUUCCAGCAAGAUGAAGGAUCACACUACUUUGACAGAACUGGAGAACCAUUCUGCAACAACUGUAGAACACCUCCAAAAUUCCAGUGAAAAUCUCAGCCAAAAAAGUCAGACAAAUUCAGGACAGAACCAGUUUUUUGUUAAGAAGAAAAGAGCGUUUGAUGGAUUUGCUAAUAUUUUGCAAAGCAGGAGAACAAACUUCAGUAGUUGAAACUCAAACUGGUAAUACUAAGCUCCCACAGUGUUUAUGUCAUUACAGCAAGUGCAAAAUUUGUAUUAAAGUGAAAUUACUUUUGUUUAGAAGGGUAAUCGUAAAAAACCCAAUGAUAGACUUUAUAAAAAGAUACUACAGAAUAUUAAUAAAGCUUGCUGAAUUAUAUUUACUUUUUCAUUAUUGGUAGUUGAUACUAAUAUAUCAUUUCCCUUGGAAUUUGCUUCAGAUACUCACUGUUUCAUCUUUUUGCCUAAAACAAAUGCAAUGUGGAUAUUUACAUUAUUACUAUUUUGUGUUUUCUUAUGGUACUCAACCUAUACAGUGAAAUAGUAUAUACUGCUGUCUUCUGUUUUUUGAGCCAGAUUUGUGGAUUAUAUCUGAAUUCCUAGUGUUGCAAAGAUAAAUAAAAUCUGAGCAGUAUUCAAUUACA
Molecule: messenger RNA, 4368 nt
Organism: Oenanthe melanoleuca
Lineage: Eukaryota; Metazoa; Chordata; Aves; Passeriformes; Muscicapidae
Gene: LRRC66
Product: leucine rich repeat containing 66
Exons: 4
Coding region: 468-3935 (1155 amino acids)
Molecular function (GO): protein binding
Source: RefSeq, a predicted model, not a curated record